Messenger RNA from Clunio marinus, 207 nucleotides. The record is from the annotation of a GenBank genome assembly. NCBI's taxonomy places the organism in Eukaryota, Metazoa, Arthropoda, Insecta, Diptera, Chironomidae.
AUGUCUAAUAGUCUCAUAAGUAAAAGAUAUUCUUUGCGCCCCAAGGAGGGAAGCCAACCAAACCAACAGGCAAAAUGUCAUCAAACAGAUAAAAUCAGUUUUGGCUUCCGACAUGACUUUGCGAAAUUGGAAAGCAGAGGAAAGUUGGUUAAUAGAGAAGCCGGAAAGAGUGAUUUCAGUUGGGAAUUGCGUGAUUGGGAGCAAUAA